GAGCCGGCGCCCCCCGGCCGAGGCAUUGAAGUGACCCGGGCUCUGUGCCACGGCCCCAUGCCCGGAGCUCGCCCCGCCGCGCCGCGCCGCUUUGUGUCCAGACCUGUGCGCGGCUUGUGCGGGCAGAUCCGGAGACAUCCCGGGUUCCGCGCUCCGCACAACGCCCGGUUCCGGCUCCGGCUCCGUCCCCUCCCCGCUCGCCAGCCUUUGUCUCCGUCCGCCCCCGCCUCUCGCCCCCGCCCCCAGCUCCAGUUCCAGCUGGUGCGCGCCUGAGCCCGGCUGCGGCUGCCCUGGGGAGCGGAGCCGCCGAGCGGGCCGGAGGAAGGUGGAAGCCCCGCGCUGGAGCCGGUGCGCGGCGGUCUGCGGCUGAGCAGCCCCGGCCGCUUUGCCAUCUGCCUGCAAAGCCUUUCACCGCCCGCGGCCCGUCCGCGGGGCACCAGGACAAUGCCUGGAGGGGCCUCGGCUCAGGUCCCGGUGACGUUUGAUGACGUCGCCGUCUAUUUCUCCCGGGAGGAGUGGGAGAUGCUGGCAGAGUGGCAGAAGGAGCUGUACCAGGAGGUGAUGAGGGAGAAUUAUGCAAAUCUGAUUUCUCUGGCAGGGGACUGGCCCAGGCAGAGAAGCAAGAAGAAAAAUGAGGAGGAAUGUGCUGAAAAGUUGGAAGCCCCGGAGCUUCCGACUGGAAUUGGCUUGGCCAACGGCUCAGAGAAGGCAAAGACCUGCAGCACUCAGAGCACCCGCAUCCCAGAGCCAAGCAGCGAGGAAGGCGGCUGGCUGGGGCAGCUUGUUGAAGGUGGAAGAGGGAACAGCCACUGCAUGCGGCCCAGUGGGAAUCAGGGACCCAAGAAAAGGGCGAGACCACACAAGUGUGACGAGUGCUGGAAAAGCUUCACCUGGAGAUCGGAGCUGGUUCAGCACCGCAGGACUCACACUGGGGAGCGGCCAUAUAAGUGUGCUGAGUGCGGGAAGGGCUUCAGCCAGCACGUCAACCUAACCAUCCACCAGCGUAUCCACAGUGGCGAGCGGCCCUACCGGUGCAGUGAGUGUGGGAGGGGCUUUACCCAGCAUAUCAACCUGACCCUCCAUCAGAGAAUCCACACUGGGGAGCGCCCGUACCAGUGCAGUGAGUGCGGGAAAAACUUCAUCCGCAAAUCCAACCUGGCCAAGCACCAGAAGAUCCACACGGGCGAGAAGCCCUUCCAAUGCGCCCAGUGUGGGAAGAGCUUCGUGCACAAGUCCGGCCUGGUGUCGCACCACAGGACCCACACGGGGGAGCGGCCGCACCAGUGCGAGGCAUGUGGGAAAUGCUUCAGCCACAAGUCGGGCCUGCUCUCGCAUCGGAAGACCCACACGGGCGAGCGGCCCCAUCAGUGUGCCCAGUGUGGGAAGAGGUUCCGGCAUAAGUCAGGCGUGGCCUCACACCAGAGCACCCACACGGGUGAGCGACCUCACCAAUGCUCCCAGUGUGGCAAGCGGUUCUCCCGCACCUAUGAGCUCAUCUCCCACCAGCGCCUGCACACGGGGGAGCGGCCCUACCCAUGCGCCGACUGUGACAAGAGCUUUGUGCGCAAAUCUAACCUGGUGAAGCACCAGCGUGUGCACACGGGGGAGCGGCCCUACCAGUGCGGCCAGUGCGAGAGGAGCUUCUCCCAGAGGUAUGAGCUGGUGGCUCACCAGAUCACCCACACUGGGGAGAGCCCCUAUACCUGUGCCCAAUGCGGGAAGAUCUUCAGCCAGAAGUCAAACCUCGUGAAACACGAGCGCAUCCACACUGGCGAGAGUCCCUUCCCCUGCACUCAGUGCGGGAAGAGCUUCAGCCAACGCGCCAACCUGGUGAAACACCAGCGGAUCCACACCGGGGAGCGACCAUUCCAGUGUGCCCACUGUGGGAAGAGCUUCAGCCAGAAGUGCGAGCUCGUGUCGCACGAGCGGAUCCACACUGGGGAGCGGCCAUUCCAGUGCACCCACUGUGGGAAGAGCUUCAGCCAGAAGACGAGUCUGAUCGCUCAUCAGAGGAUCCACAUGGGUGAGAAGCUGCUGAAAUGUACGGAGUGUGGGAAAAGCUUCACCAGGAGGCAGAAUCUGAGCACGCACAAGAGAAUCCACACUGGAGAGAGACCUUACGAGUGCAGCGAAUGUGGGAAAAGGUUUAGCCGCAUGCAGCACCUCGUGUCGCACCAGCGAAUCCACACAGGAGAGCGACCGUACCAGUGCACCGAGUGCGGGAAGAGCUUCAGCCAGAAGUCCAACCUUCUCACGCACCAGACAAUCCACACAGGGGAGAGGCCCUUUAAAUGUACGGAGUGUGGGAAAAGGUUCAGCCAGAGAGUCUACCUGACCCAGCACCAGAAAACCCACACGGGAGAGAAGCCGCAUAAAUGCAUGGAAUGCGGGAAGAGUUUCAUCCAGAGGAAGGUGCUCCUGACGCACCAGAAAAGUCAUGCCGGGGAGGGAGGGUCAUACCUAUGUGCUGACUGUGGGAAAUGCUUUACCACACGGCCAGGACUGAGGUAUCACCAGAGAAUCCACACCGGGGAGCGGCCGUACCCCUGCGCCCUGUGCGGGAAAGGUUUCGCCACCAAUUCCCGCCUGAAAUAUCAUCAGCGGAUCCAUUCGGGAGAGAGGCCUUAUCAGUGCAGUGACUGUGACAAACGCUUCCGGCACAAGUCGGCUCUGGCCUCCCACCAGGGCAUCCACACUGGUGAGAGGCCUUACAAAUGCACUGAGUGCGGGAGCAGCUUCCGCCGCCGGAAUGGGCUUGUCAAGCACCAGAGAAUCCACACGGGGGAGCGACCCUACCCAUGCGUGGAGUGCGGGAAGAGCUUCAGCACGAGGAGCACACUCACCGAUCAUCAGAGGACCCACACCGGGGAGAGACCCUACAACUGCAGCCACUGUGGGAAAAGCUUCAACCGAGUCUCGCAGCGCCGGAAACACCAGAGAAUCCACACGAAAAAGCGACCAGAAUGUGCUGAGUGUGGGAAAAGGUUCCGGAGUGAGAAGGAGCUCGCCACGCACCAGAGGGUCCACACUGGAGAGAAGCCAUACCAGUGUCCCCAGUGCCAAAGGAGCUACCAUCGGAAGAAUGAACUGGCCAAGCACCUGAAAAGCCAUGCGGGGACAAAGCCAUAA
Molecule: messenger RNA, 3129 nt
Organism: Dermochelys coriacea (leatherback sea turtle)
Lineage: Eukaryota; Metazoa; Chordata; Testudines; Dermochelyidae
Product: zinc finger protein 420-like
Exons: 5
Coding region: 445-3129 (894 amino acids)
Biological process (GO): regulation of transcription by RNA polymerase II
Cellular component (GO): nucleus
Molecular function (GO): RNA polymerase II transcription regulatory region sequence-specific DNA binding; DNA-binding transcription factor activity, RNA polymerase II-specific
Source: RefSeq, a predicted model, not a curated record